AUGGCUGUAAAGACUGUUGAUUUGAACAAUGAUAGCUUUUUAGAUUUGGUUGUUGCUAAUCGUGCCGGCAACACGACGAGUGUAUUGUUUGGAUAUGGAAAUGGGAGUUUUACACAACGUAUAGACCUUUCGACUGGACCUAACGCUGGAACAUAUGCAAUUGCUAUUGGCGAUGUUAAUAAAGAUAACCAAUCGGAUAUUGUUGUUGUUAAUAGACAUGCCAGUAAUAUUGGAGUAUUUCUUGGACAUGGUAAUGGGACAUUUUCGAAACAAAGAACAAUUUCUACAGGAAUCAACUCUACUCCAGCAGAAUUGGCUCUUCAUGACUUGAACAAUGACACUUUUUUAGAUCUUGUAGUUAGUGAUCAUGAAUAUGAUCGUGUUUUUGUAUUUCUCGGAACAGGUGAUGGUGGAUUUACACGAAUACAUGAUCUUUCAACUGGAAAUUCUUCGGGACCAUAUUUAAUAAUUAUUAAUGAUUUUAACAACGAUAAUCUACUUGACAUUGCUGUUGGUAAUGGUGAUGUGAACAACGUAGGUGUCUUUCUCGGUGAUGGUACAGGAAACUUUUCACAACAGAUUACAACUUAUAUUGAGUCUGGUCCAUAUGCACUUGUUGCUAUUGAUUUUAAUAAAGAUGGUAUAUUAGAUAUAGCGACUGCAAAUUAUGAUUCAAAUAAUACUAGCAUACUCUUUGGAAAUGGUGAUGGAACUUUUAGACUACAAAAUACUUUUUCUACUGGUAAUGAAUCAUUACCGUAUGCAGUUGCUAAUGGUGAUUUUAAUCGGGACAAUAUAGAAGAUCUUAUCAUUGCAAAUUCGGGUACAGAUAACAUCGGUAUAUUACUUGGAGAUGGUAAUGGUAGAUUUCGAAAACAAAAAAUUUAUUCGACUGGUAGUGGUUCGAAUGCAGUCGAAAUCACGAUUGGAGAUUUCAAUAGAGAUAAUCGAUUAGAUUUUGUCUCUGCAAAUUUAAAUAAUAAUAUAAUCGGAAUUUUUUUAAGUACAUGUUCAUGA
Didymodactylos carnosus is the source of this 1017-nucleotide messenger RNA. NCBI's taxonomy places the organism in Eukaryota, Metazoa, Rotifera, Eurotatoria, Philodinida, Philodinidae. The record is from the annotation of a GenBank genome assembly.